Astrephomene gubernaculifera is the source of this 2329-nucleotide messenger RNA. NCBI's taxonomy places the organism in Eukaryota, Viridiplantae, Chlorophyta, Chlorophyceae, Chlamydomonadales, Astrephomenaceae. The record is from the annotation of a GenBank genome assembly.
CGCCGCCUCCGGUGGCCACCCGGGCCAGGGCUUGACGCACUCCACUUGGGGCUCCGCAGAGGGCGCCUUGCGGCCGUUUGUGUCUGUGCUGCGGUUGUCGGAUGACGCCAACGUGAGGGCGAUGGCGCUGGCGGCGGUGGCGGGGGCCAUGACGACGCAUGCGCGCGGGCUGGGGGCGGGCUGGAGGGUGGCGAUGGAGGCGCUGCGGAGGGCGGCGGAGGACCCCGCGCCGGCGGUGUAUGAGCAGGCCAUGGGCGCGAUGGAGGUGGCGGUGGCGGCGUUGUUCAGGACGCCGGCGGCGGUGACGAUGACAGCGGCGGUGGCGGCGACGCAACCGCCGGGUCAUGAUUGCUACGCGGAGACGUUGCGUGCCGUACUAACGGCCAUUCGCAACCCACACCACCCAGAUCGAGCACCCUCUGUCGUACAGGUGUUGGUACGGUGUGGGGAGCGGUUGGCGCAACGACCGCCGCUGCCGCCACCGGCGGCGUCAAGUGCCGCCGGCGCCGGCCACAUGAGCGGGUAUGCGUCGCCGUACUCUUCACGGCACCGGCAACUGGCCCCGCAGCAGUCCUGGUCACAAACACAGCAGCCAUCAGCGGACCCCUCGGCGCCACUCAGCCCGCAUCAAACCAACACCUCCGCCGGCGCCGCCGCCGGCUCCGGAACCGGAUCCCUGCUCGACCAGCUUGCCUUGUCGUACGCCUCUUCCUCCCGGCCUUCCUCGCUAGACGAGUGGGCGCUGCUUGUGGAGGUGGUUGCUGACGUGGCGGCCACACGCAACGCCCCGCGCCUGGCGGCGGCGGGGCUGGAGGCGGCGCUGGAUCUCAUGCGCACCCACAGCGGGCUGUGGGGGCCGGCGGCCUGGCGCGUGAUGCUGCGCAAGGUGGUGGCGGCGGUGGCCUUCAGGGUACCGCCGGCGCUAGACCCCGCCAGCUACCCGGCGGAAGCGGCCGCUGCCGCCGCCGCCGGCCUGCCGCAUGAGUCCAUCUGCGCUGGCUUCGUCGCCCGGGUCGAUCGACUGUUCCCGCUCAUGUGCGCGCAGCUGGCCCCGCUGGCAGCGGCGGCGGCGGCGGCGGACGAGGAGCAAUCUCGCAACGGCGGCCGCCGGCGGCGGCACCCCCGCAGGGCUACGUACGACAGCAGUAGCGAUGAGGAUGCGGGUGACGACGGCGAGUACGGCAGCGGGCCGCCGCCGGAUCUGCACCGGGAGCUGCUGACGCUGCUGGCGGAGACUUGUCUGGGCUGGUUCCGCCACCCGGCGGAGGCGGUGGCGCGAGCGGGGCUGAGCAGCCUCUCCCGCCUGCUGGACGCCACGGGCGGGGUAGUGCUGGCGGGCGGCUCCACUGCUGCUGCUGCCACUGCGGCGGUGCCUAGCCGCGCAGCAGCCACUGCUACUGCGGUUGAUGAGGACCCAGCGGUGCUCCGCGGUUGGGAGGUGCUGCUGCCCCUCAUCUCCUCCACGGUGGAUGCCGAGCUCACCCGCGUCACGGACUUCACGGAGCGCCUGCGCCGGCAGCAGUGCUCGGCUGCUGCACCAUCCGCUGCAGCAGCUGCAGCACCAGCGGCAGCCUCCCCCGUCACGGCCCCCGCCGUUCCCGCGCCCGCCGUCUCCGCGCCCUUCUCCGGCGCAGCUGGCAAGGCAGCUCAACACUCGCUGGAACCGGACGUCCGGUCGCUGCGGUGCCGCUGCCGCAUGCUGGUGCUGCUGCAGCGGCUGCUGGCGGAGUUUGCGGCGCGGCACGUGGCGGCGCUGCCCUGGCGCGUGACUCGGCAGCUGGUGGGGGUGCUGGCGGGGGCGGCGAGGCGGCUUAUGGCGUUCAAUAUGCGGGAGGAGCUGCCGGAGCAGGGGCAGCAGAAGGAGGAGGAGGAGGAGGCAAGGGCGGGAGCAGCAGCAGAAGCGGCAGAAGCGGCAGCAGCAGGGGAUGGGGAAGAGCCGUCUGGGCGGAGUACGGGUGAUGGCUGGGGUGAUGGUUGGGAUGAGGAUGAGUGGGAUGAGGAUGGGGCCGAGCAGCAGGAUGCUGCUGGGCCGCGUAGCUCGGAGGCGGCGGCACCGCGGCGGCGGCGAGCGAGCGGCGCUGGGGGGAGCGGGAAAGGGGAUGGUCGUGCCAGCGGGCGAAGUAGCAGCACCCUGUCCCGCGCGCCUGCCAGCACUGCAGCUGUUGCCACCACCGCUGCAUCCCCCUCGCCCGGCGGUGGCGCCCUGGCAGGCGCCCGGCUGCAGCUGGCGGCUCCGCAGCUGCAGCUGACAGCCGCCACCGCUCACGAUUCCAUGCGACCCGCACUGGCUCGGCUGGAGGUGGAGGCUGCAGACGCAGCCAUGACACUG